Messenger RNA from Magallana angulata, 4876 nucleotides. Its product is annotated as insulin-like growth factor-binding protein complex acid labile subunit. The record is from RefSeq and is a predicted model, not a curated record. Gene Ontology annotation, molecular function: protein binding. Bases 284 to 3019 code for a protein of 911 amino acids. Lineage: Eukaryota; Metazoa; Mollusca; Bivalvia; Ostreida; Ostreidae. Gene Ontology annotation, cellular component: extracellular matrix. The transcript is spliced from 2 exons.
AACCGCCAUGUUGAUUACGUAGCCAGGUAUAUUCUCAUGAGUCAGACUUAUUUUGCUUUCCACAGCACAGGUGUGUUUUCUUUUUUCAUUCUUAAAGACACCUUAAACAAUUAGUGGAAAGAGAUCUACAAUCCCAUUUUGAUGUGAAAAUGAUUCAUAAAAUUAUAAGGAAACAAAGGACUUGGUGAAGUUGCUUUAGCUUGGAUGUUAACUGUUCUUUGAUCAAAGUGAAAUUGGAAUUUUCAUAUACUAGUGAAACUAUUGCAAAACUAGACGAGACAGGAUGAAACCCUUACUGUUGGUGACUAUUGCUCUGCUACAUGUUGGCUACACUUUAUCACAGUGCCCCAGCACAGCAUGUACUUGUGAGACUGUAACCGGCCAGAGCAGGAGAAACAUCAGGUGUGUUGGUCUGACACAGAUCCCGGUUUUCAAUUCCUCUCCAGAAAUUUUCCAGAAAUUGGACAUGGAUAAUCCAAACAAUAAUAUACAAGUUAUUCAAGCCAAUGCAUUCAGUGGAAUAAAAGUAGAAGAAAUUGAUAUGAGUGGCCAAAAUAUCAAAUUACAAAGCAUUCACCCAAUGGCUUUUUUUGGUUUGGAGCAACAUCUAACAAUAGUGAAACUACAGGGUGAUACUGUACUUGCCCCUCCCUUUGUACAACUGAAAAACAUCACUAAUCUUCAAGUGCUUGAGUUACAAUUAUUUAACAUGCCUACUAUUGAAGAAAGUACAGAAUUCAAUUACUUUCCUUAUCUGAGAACUUUAAGGUUAAGAAAUAUGAACACAAACUUUGUUUCAUCUGAAUCUUUCAAAAAUCAGUUACAGGAACUGACCGUUUUUGAAUUUGCAAACAACCAAGUGGCAACUUUUCCAAAGCCUGCUAUAAACAGACUUCGUAAGCUACAACAUCUUUCUUGGGUACACAAUGGAAUGACAACCAUCUCCUACAGCUCGUUUGAUUCUCUGAGUUCUCUUAUUGAACUGGAUCUGAGGGGUAAUGAUAUUAGGGAGAUGUUCAAUGGGAGUUUCAUAGGAAUCACCGAUAGGCUUGAGUUUUUGAGUCUUCAACUGAACAGAAUUACAAAAGAAGCAAUUAUACCAUUAGGCAAUCAUAAUUGGCCUGAACUGGAACAGCUUAAUUUAGGUCAUAUGGUGGCUGAUUUUACAGACAUUCCCAAUGGUUUAUUCAGAAACAUGCCAAAGCUAGCUAACCUUAUGAUGCCUGGUAAUAAAUUGAAAGUGAUUAAAAGCAACGAUUUUCAAGGCCUUGGAAAUAUGCAUUCUCUGGACUUGUCUGAAAAUUGGAUCCACACAAUUCAAAGAGGAGCACUGUCUCCCAUGACUAGGCUGGAUACAUUAGAUCUACGAAGUCAGUAUGACUCAAAUGUUAACAACCCAAUGAAUUUUAGCCUAGAUGCCUUAGAAGGAGCAGAGCUUGCCCUGAAAACCCUACAUAUACAGGACAACCAUUUAAUUGAUCAGUAUGCUUGGAGGGCUAUUGGUGCUAUGAAAAAUCUUGUCAAUCUAGACAUAUCUGGAACUGGACUUUCUGACAUUCCAUCCUUGCUUUUCUACAGUCACAACAAUCUUGGGAGUCUUACUAUGAGAAACAACAACAUGACAGUUCUGAGACAAGAAUCUCUUUAUGGGUUAAAAUAUUCACUGGAGGUCAUUGAUAUAUCUAACAACCAAAUAUAUACUAUUGAAAAAUGUGUUUUUGAAGGAUUUAACAAACUCAAAUUCUUUUUUGCCCCACAGAACUCUUUUGUGUGUGAUUGUAAUCUCUAUGGACUUCACCAGAUUUUGAAAGCAAUACCUUCUCCAGGUUUAGUUAUUUUGACAUGUAAAAAUCCAGCAAAUUUAGCAGGCAAGUCUUUACUUACUUUGGAAACUGGUCAGUUCUGCUCUAAUCCACCAAAUUCUGCUGCUUGUCCAGACUUUACAACCACUACAAUGACCACCUCAACAAUUGGAACAACCUCUGUUGUCCCAUUACCAGAUAUUCGGUUUGGAAUUUCAAGUGAAACAAAAAAUACAAUAGUGAUUUCUUGGACAGUCAGUGGAGAUAUGACUUAUCUAAAGAACUUUUUGGUGCAAUAUAAACAGUUAGGCAUAAACAAUCCUCAGGAGAAAAGUUUUCCUUUGGACAAAUCCAAAAGGGAUCAUCCCAUAACUGGACUUAACCCCGGGUCUCGCUAUGAGAUCUGUUUCUUCAUUGAAUUGACAGGAUCAUCAAAACAAAUCCUGAUAUCCUGUCCAACAGGCACUACCCAAGGUUCCUUAACAGAUGUUGCCACAACAGAAGCCAACACUGGUUCAGAUGAUAAAACAGUUGAAAUAGUGGGGGGUGUUCUUGGAGGUGUUUUAUUUAUAGCUCUCAUCGUUGUUUUGUUAUUUGUUUUCGUCAUCUGUAGGAAGAAAAAGGAAGACAAACCACCGCUACCUCUACCCAAUGGUCAUAUCACACCCAUUGGAUAUCAAAACCAGCCACGUCCAACCAGUCAACCCAAAGUGUUUGUGAGGAAAGCCAAUGGUGAAAUGCAAGUUAUGACCAUAUCCAAUGGGAACCUUGAUUCGUCAAGAUUAUCAGGGUUAUCUGCAGGAAGUUACCAAAACAUUGAUGACACAGCAGUAAGCAAUGAUCCCUAUCCAACAAAAGGGGCCACAGGUGGGGGAGGAGGAAGAGACCCCAAACAGCUAAGCGUAAAACUUCCUCCAGAACAUAAGCCUGAGGGUGGGUCUCGAGAUGCAGGUCGAUACACUGUAAUGCCUACUGCCCCAAAACCUAACUAUGUGAAUGAAGUCAACAGAAUGAUGGCUCCAGCAGACCACUACACCAAUGCCGUGGAGACUCGACCCCUCCCACAGACCCCAAACAGAGACCCUAUGUCCCAUUCCUCUGGGGGUGGCUUCCUAAAUCAUGGAUUUUCAUCGAGUCCCACAGACAAAGUGUACAGUGAGAUUCAAGAUAAUAUUGAAGCACCACAAUUUGAAGAAAAUAUUGGAACAGUGGUGUAAAAUCAAAUACAUUGAGAAAUGGAGUUUACCAAUAUUUGUGCUAUUUCCAUAUGGAGCUGUGUGUGUACCAAUGGAUUCCUAUGGUAUUGAUAUUCCAGUGGUUGUGGAUGGAUACAAAACAAAUGGGGGUCAAUUUUAACCCUCCAAUAAACUUCUUCCCAUCCCUUCCAAGUAAAACAUGUACUGGGUACAUGGGAGUGUCAACAAUAAUGAGUUGAAAAUGUUUCAAAUUAUAUUAUGUCUGUGGAUAAUACCUUUUUCUCUAUUCAAAACUCCACCAUAAAUAGCUUAAAGGUUUCAUAAGCAAUUAAGUUAAUACCUGUAUUUCAUAUAGUAUCAUUGAUAUUCAAAUUCUAAUGCAGUAAUGAAAAAAAAAAGAUUUACAAUCAAGUCCAAAAAUCAAUUUGCUUUUUUCAUAAUAUUAAUUAAACACAUAGAAUUAUAAGACUUUUUAUUCAAUAUAUUAAAACCUUUAAUCAGCUGCUUUAAUCUUUAUUAAACUAGAGCAUAAUAAAUUAUUGUCAUAAAGACACAUUUUUGUCUUCACAUAAAAAAUGCUGAAUAUACCAAAAAAAAUUACAUUUCAAACUGUUUAUACCAAAGCUGAUCAAUUUACUAUGAAAAUUGCUGAUUGCUCUUACAUGUACAUGCAGGUACAAAUAUAUUACUUUUGAAAUUAAAUUUGUUCUGGGGCUAGAAUGUUACUUAAUAGAGACAACAAAAUAGGUUGAAAUCUAAAUGUUGUGCAUUUUAUUCAACAUUUAAAAAAAAGAAAAAAUACAUGAAGAAGUUGCGAUGAUAGCAAUGAGUGUUAUUCAACGGCUAAUUACACUUGAAUGAACUAUAGUUACCAGUAUAUUAUGGUACAUAGCUUAAUUACACUUUAUAUUGACUGUUGUAAAACAAGCGAAUUGUGGUAAUACCCCAUUUUAAACUAAUUCUUCAACGUCCUAUUACCUUAUUAUACAAGAAUCAUGGUGCUUAUAAUGUGUACAUAUCUUAGAACAGUAUGCAAGUUGUGUAAGGAUUAUAUGCAAAAAUAUUAAUGUAAAAAUAUGUGUGCGAGAGGAUCUUAAUUUCUAACAACAUUUCUCAUCUCAAAAACUUCAUGCAAAUUAUGCGAUAUAUUUAUAUGCAUUGAGUAUAAAGCAGUGGUGGAUCCACGGUUUUACGGGGCCUGGAUCUCCCCUUGUUUAUUCCUUGAUACAUGGAUGUAUCUAAACUAGAAUCUGAAAGGCUCCGUUUAUGAGGCAAUUUCACUUUCACUUCACGUCAAACCCACUUUCAUGUCUAUAUAUAUUGAGUAGUCUUCUUGACUCUUUUAACAUUAUCUAUGUACAUUGUACAACUAUACAUGUUUAUGCAACAAUGUCCGAAUUAUGUCAAGGAAAAGAUACCACUUAGCAAAUUAUGUCCUUGCUAAACCAUUGUGACACAUUAGAAAUCGAUCCGUCUUAUUCUCAUUGCUAAUUAGUUCUGAUAAUUAGAUAUUCAUUCUGUUCAUUGGAAAAAAUAUAUAUUUCAGAGAAAAAACUGUAUUUCGUUAAACCAUGAAGAAGGUUCACCAUGAAGAAUGCCUGGUGUGUUUGUAUGUGUGUGUACUGUGAGAGAUCGAGAGAGUUUAUCUGUGUGUGAUUCGUGUAUUGUUGGAUCUCUGUCCCCCUUUGUGAUACUUCAAUGUCAUUCCAAUGUUAACCCUACCUGUCCAGACUGUUAUGCACUAUAUAACUAUAUAUGUAUACAUAUAAAGUCUACAAAUGUUGUCAAAGGUAGAGAAUUUAUUACUCUGUACUUUUUUACAAUAUUAUCAAAGAAUUUCAUGUUAUCUACGUAAUAUUAAAAGUCUACAAAACCUAG